Exophiala aquamarina CBS 119918 is the source of this 963-nucleotide messenger RNA. RefSeq lists its product as uncharacterized. NCBI's taxonomy places the organism in Eukaryota, Fungi, Ascomycota, Eurotiomycetes, Chaetothyriales, Herpotrichiellaceae. The transcript is spliced from 2 exons. Gene Ontology annotation, biological process: mitotic DNA replication termination; site-specific DNA replication termination at RTS1 barrier. Gene Ontology annotation, cellular component: nucleus. The record is from RefSeq and is a predicted model, not a curated record. Bases 1 to 963 code for a protein of 320 amino acids.
AUGGGAAAUGAUGGUGGAAGUAUUCCUACUCGACGCGAGCUCGUCAAAGAGGUUGCGCGAAAUCCCACCGCAACCGAGUUGAAAGACCGACAGCAAGAGCAUCUAGCCCAUAGAUGGUCUAUCUGUCCCCUUUCAAAUACACCGCUUGUCAAGCCAAUUGUAUCAGACCAUGCGGGGAAUCUUUACAACAAGGAUGCCAUUAUCCAGUUCCUCCUUCCUGCCGAAGUCAGCGCUAUCGACAAGGAUGAGUACGAGAGAUUCAUUCAAGGGAGAGUCAAGAGCCUGAAAGACGUCGUUGAAGUACAAUUCGAGGUUGAUCAGGAUGAGGAGAGCAAGGAAAGCCGCUGGGUGUGCCCGAUCACCUCCAAGCAGUUGGGUCCAAGCGUGAAAGCUGUCUACAUUGUGCCCUGUGGCCAUGCUUUCUCUCAAGAAGCCAUCAAGGAAAUGAAGAGUGAUGGCAAAUGUGUUCAAUGCGGCACGGCUUACGAAGAGCGAGACAUCGUUCCAAUUUUGGCAAGCACUGAAAAGGAUAAGGCACAGCUUAUUGAACGAGUCGAGCUCCUGAGGGCUCUUGGUCUGACCCACGCCCUCAAAAAGGCCAGCAGUUGCAAGAAAAGAAAAGCCACUAGGGAGCCAAAGAGCGACAUAGUGGGUGCUGGCUCACAUGAGGGUAUGGAAAGGGAGCUGGUCAGAAAAGCAAAGGGCCAAAUGAACGGGGGGCCUCCAUCAGGAACACCCCAAUCUAGCACUUCCACUCCGAAGCUAUCGAGUGGCAUCAAGGAUUCAGCAACUGCCAGCUUGACUGCGCGAGUGUUGCACGAGGAAGAAACACGGAAGAAGAGACGGCAAGAGAACGAGAAUAUCAACUCUCUCUAUUCCAAGAAGAGCACCGGCACUGAGAAGAACAAAGGGGAUUUCAUGACCAGGGGUUUCUCGAUCCCGGCAAAUGCUCGCUAUGAUUGA